AUGUCUAGUGAAAGAGCUUGUAUGCUAUGUGGUAUAGUGCAGACCACAAAUGAGUUCAAUAGAGAUGGUUGUCCUAACUGUCAGGGUAUCUUUGAAGAGGCGGGUGUUUCUACUAUGGAAUGUACCUCGCCAUCUUUCGAAGGUCUGGUUGGAAUGUGUAAGCCUACUAAAUCGUGGGUAGCAAAGUGGCUGAGUGUGGAUCAUAGUAUAGCUGGAAUGUACGCCAUCAAGGUCGAUGGUAGGCUACCAGCUGAGGUUGUGGAGCUGUUGCCUCAUUACAAACCAAGAGACGGUAGCCAAGUUGAAUAA
Saccharomyces paradoxus is the source of this 309-nucleotide messenger RNA. RefSeq names its product transcription elongation factor SPT4 (gene SPT4). Gene Ontology annotation, biological process: mRNA processing; chromatin organization; regulation of transcription elongation by RNA polymerase II. Gene Ontology annotation, molecular function: RNA polymerase II complex binding; zinc ion binding. The record is from RefSeq and is a predicted model, not a curated record. The transcript has a single exon. Gene Ontology annotation, cellular component: nucleus; DSIF complex. The coding region runs from base 1 to 309 and encodes 102 amino acids. NCBI's taxonomy places the organism in Eukaryota, Fungi, Ascomycota, Saccharomycetes, Saccharomycetales, Saccharomycetaceae.